Molecule: messenger RNA, 1633 nt
Organism: Lonchura striata (white-rumped munia)
Lineage: Eukaryota; Metazoa; Chordata; Aves; Passeriformes; Estrildidae
Source: RefSeq, a predicted model, not a curated record
AUGCGGGCGCGCGCCGCGGCCCCGGAGUCGGCGGCGGCCGGAGCGGGGAGCGGAGCCCGCACCGCGGCCCCGGAGCGCCGCGUCCCCGGGAGCCCGACAGCUGGAGCUCGGCUCCGCAUCCCGGGGCUCCGCAUCCCGGCGCUCCGCAUCCCGGCGCUCCGCAUCCCGGCGCUCCGCAUCCCGGGGCUCCGCAUCCCGGGGCUCCGCAUCCCGGGGCUCCGCAUCCCGGGGCUCCGCAUCCCGCGCCUUCAUAUCCCGGGGCUCCAACCCCGGGGCUCCAUCCCCGGCUCCGCAUCCCGGGCUCCAUCCCCGGCUCUCCCCGGCUCUAUCCCCGGCUCUGUAUCCGGGCUCCAUCCCCGGCUCCGCAUCCCGGGCUCCAUCCCCGGCUCCAUCCCCGGGCUCUGUAUCCCGGGCUCUCCCCGGCUCCAUCCCCGGCUCUGCGGGCUCAGCAUGGGCGGAGGAGCCCCGCGCCUGCACCGGCGGCUGCUGCUGCUGCUGGGGCUGUGCAGCUGGACGGCCGCGCUGCGAGGACAUGAGAACAGCGAGGCCCUGCCCGAGUCCAUCCCCUCGGCGCCGGGGACCCUGCCCCAUUUCCUGGAGGAGCCGGACGAUUCCUACAUCAUCAAGAGCAACCCCAUCGUGCUGCGCUGCAGGGCCGUGCCCGCCAUGCAGAUCUUCUUCAAGUGCAACGGGGAGUGGGUGCACCAGAACGAGCACGUGUCCCGCGAGAGCCUGGACCAGGCCACGGGGCUGAAGGUGCGGGAGGUUUCCAUCAACGUGACGCGGCAGCAGGUGGAGGAUUUCCACGGCCCCGAGGAUUACUGGUGCCAGUGCGUGGCCUGGAGCCACCUGGGCACCUCCAAGAGCAGGAAGGCGUCGGUGCGCAUCGCUUAUCUACGGAAGAACUUUGAGCAAGACCCCCAGGGCAAGGAGGUUCCCAUCGAGGGGAUGAUUGUCCUGCACUGCCGGCCCCCCGAGGGCGUCCCCGCCGCCGAGGUGGAGUGGCUGAAGAACGAGGAGCCCAUCGAUUCCAACCUGGAUGAGAACAUCGACACCAGGGCCGACCACAACCUCAUCAUCCGCCAGGCGCGCCUGUCCGACUCGGGCAACUACACCUGCAUGGCUGCCAACAUCGUGGCCAAGAGGAGGAGCCUGUCGGCCACCGUGGUGGUCUAUGUGAACGGGGGCUGGUCCUCGUGGACGGAGUGGUCCAGCUGCAACGCGCGCUGCGGGCGGGGCUGGCAGAAACGCUCGCGCACCUGCACCAACCCCGCGCCCCUCAACGGGGGAGCCUUCUGCGAGGGCAUGUCCGUGCAGAAAAUCACCUGCACCUCCCUCUGCCCCGUGGACGGCAGCUGGGAGGUGUGGAGCGAGUGGUCGGUGUGCAGCCCCGAGUGCGAGCACCUGCGCGUGCGGGAGUGCGCCGCGCCCGCGCCCCGCAACGGCGGCAAGCACUGCGAGGGCCUGAGCCAGGAGUCCGAGAACUGCACCGAGGGGCUCUGCAUCCAAGGUGAGCUGCCACGGGCUGGCCGCGGCUCCUGGGCCUGGCCGGAGAGCUGGGCUGGAGGCCAGGGAGCCUGCGUGCGUGGGGCUCUCGUGUCUGAUUCAUUCUCCUGAAAAGGGAGGUGGUUUU